AUGACUGCCAUGACAAUUGUUAUGAAAAUUCUGGCGUGGAUUAGCAUGAAAAUUGUUAUGAAAAAGAGCGGGAAAAUCAGCCUAGUUCAGAGUGAUUCCAAUCCCCCUAGUUCAGAGCGGGAAACAACUGCUACCAAUCACUCCCUCCCUUGGUUGGUCAUUGGGGAUUUCAAUUUCAUCUUGCAUGAUAAUGAAAAAUACAGUACUCAACCAUUGGACAGUGUAGAAGCUAAUAUAUUUAGUAAAAAAAUUGUGGACUUGGAUUUAAUUGACUUAGGCAGUACAGGCUGCCCUUUCACUUGGUCCAAUAAGAGAAGUGGUCCUGCUCUCACUGAGCAUAGAUUGGAUAGAGGUCUUGCCACUGAAUCCUGGCUUCUCUUAUAUCCAAACUCCACUAUCACUAAUCUUCUAGCAAUUGGAUCUGAUCACCAACCCAUUCUUCUUAACACUAAUCCUCAUUGGUGUACUGGUAAAAUUCCUUUCAAUGCUUUCCUCAUUGCUAGAAAGCUCAAAGACAUUAAGCUGAAACUUAAAGUUUGGAAGAAAGAAGUGUAUGGCAACAUAAAGUCAAAUAUUGAAGAAAGUAAACAACAUCUACAUUGGCUUCAAGCAAACUACUUCAAGUACAACAGAGGUGAAUCUUUAAAAAAUGCAAAUCAAGUUCUCAGAGAAUGGCAAGACAUUGAAGAAAAAUUCUGGAAGACAAAAAGCAGAGAUCAAUUCAUCAAAUUGGGGGAUAAUAACGCAAGUUAUUUCCAUAGAACUACAAAAUGCAGAUUAAGAAGAAACUAG
Molecule: messenger RNA, 792 nt
Organism: Papaver somniferum (opium poppy)
Lineage: Eukaryota; Viridiplantae; Streptophyta; Magnoliopsida; Ranunculales; Papaveraceae
Exons: 3
Coding region: 1-792 (263 amino acids)
Source: RefSeq, a predicted model, not a curated record